GCGUCUGUUCACGUGUUGUAGCCGAAAUAAACAAAACAAUAAAGUAUAUUAGAAAAUGAAACCAUUUGAAGUGCCGCCAUGGGAAAAGGGAUCCGAAAUCAUAGAGUUCCCCACAGUUGGAGGAUCAAGGACAAAUGGAGUCACCGCGCCGGUUAAAAAAAAGAAACCAAAAAAGAAGAAAAAACCAAAGCAGCAGAAGGAGCACCAGGAUGGAAGCAAAUUCAGUUAUCGAGCAGGACAUGGUCCCCUGGCACCACCCAAAGAUUCUUCCUCAGACGACGAUUCUGAGGAUGAUACCGAAAGUGGAAUCAAGGCCAUGCACAAGAUUCGCCAGGGUCGCAUAGAGAAGUCGCGACCCUCCGCCCAAGUGACCAAGGGCUCCAAGAAGCAACUAAAUCUUAGUCCAGCUUUGACACAAGCAGCUGUUGAGGCAAUGGACACCACUUCUACACCCACAUCGACAGCUCCUUCACCAGCUAAUGGAAGCUUGGCUGGCAAAUUUCAAUCAGAACUAUUGGGUGGACGCUUUCGUUAUAUCAAUGAGCAACUCUAUAGUAUGACAAGUCGCAAAGCUGAAUCCUUGUUCAGUUCAGAUGCAUCUGCCUUUGAGGCCUAUCAUGCCGGCUAUCGGCAGCAGGUGGAAAAGUGGCCCACAAAUCCUCUAACACGGAUCAUCAAGACAGUAAAGAGACUGCCCAAGACAGCAAUUAUUGGUGACUUUGGUUGCGGUGAGGGUAAAUUGGCUCAAUCGGUGCCCAAUAAAGUUUACUCCAUGGAUUUAGUGUCCAAUCGUGAUGAUAUCAUAGCAUGCAAUAUAACCGAAACUCCUCUGAAAGAUCAAUCGCUCGAUGUGGCCGUCUAUUGCCUCUCGCUGAUGGGUACCAACCUAAAUGACUUUCUACUCGAAGCCAAUCGCCUGCUCAAAUUGCAUGGCAAUCUCUAUAUAGCUGAAAUACAAUCAAGAUUCGAGGAUGUACGUGAAUUUGUUCGUUGUCUAAGUGCCUGCGGCUUUGAUCUCAUCAAAAAGGAUGUGGCUGUUAAUUACUUUUAUUUCUUUCAUUUUCGUAAAAUGCGCCAUGUACCCAAAACUGUAAAAUUGACACCAUUUUCGCUGAAACCUUGUUUAUAUAGAAAACGUUGAAAGAAUAAAAAUUGACAUAAAACUUGAA
This is a messenger RNA of Drosophila willistoni, 1169 nucleotides long. RefSeq names its product ribosomal RNA-processing protein 8. Gene Ontology annotation, cellular component: rDNA heterochromatin; nucleolus; chromatin silencing complex. Gene Ontology annotation, biological process: rDNA heterochromatin formation; cellular response to glucose starvation; regulation of transcription by glucose. The transcript is spliced from 2 exons. Lineage: Eukaryota; Metazoa; Arthropoda; Insecta; Diptera; Drosophilidae. Bases 56 to 1141 code for a protein of 361 amino acids. The record is from RefSeq and is a predicted model, not a curated record. Gene Ontology annotation, molecular function: methyltransferase activity.